Molecule: messenger RNA, 919 nt
Organism: Dermatophagoides pteronyssinus (European house dust mite)
Lineage: Eukaryota; Metazoa; Arthropoda; Arachnida; Sarcoptiformes; Pyroglyphidae
Product: BTB/POZ domain-containing adapter for CUL3-mediated RhoA degradation protein 3
Biological process (GO): protein homooligomerization
Molecular function (GO): protein binding
Source: RefSeq, a predicted model, not a curated record
AUAAUUGUCGAUUGAGAAGAAAUGGAUAAUUUUGAUGAUCAAAAAUUACUUCCUAUUCGGAGUGAUGAUUAUAUUAAACUUAAUGUUGGUGGAACAUUGUAUUAUACAACGAUCAGUACGUUGACCAAAGUGGAUUCAAUGUUACGGGCAAUGUUCAGUGGACGUAUGGAUGUGUACAAAGAUGAUGAAGGAUGGAUUCUUAUAGAUCGUUGUGGAAAACAUUUUGGCAAAAUCUUAAAUUUUCUACGCGAUGGUAGUAUUCCAUUACCAGAUAAUCAACCUGAAUUGACCGAAAUUUUGAUUGAAGCCAAAUAUUAUCUUAUACAAGAUCUGAUCGAUAUAUGUGAAACCACAUUGAAAAAACAUAAAGAAUGCAAAAUUAUGGAACCUGUUUGUUCAGUUCCGUUGAUACGAUCAAAAUCCGAAGAGUCCAAACUGUUAGCAUUGACCAAUAAGCCAGCCAUUAAAUUGAUCUUUAAUCGCCAUAACAAUAAAUAUUCCUAUACCAGUGCAUCCGAUGAGAAUCUUCUCAAGAAUUUAGAUUUGUUUGAUAAACUUUCAUUGAAAUUCUGUAAUCGUGUUCUGUUCAUGAAAGAUAUCGUUUGUAGUAAUGAGAUCUGUUGUUGGAGUUUUUAUGGUAAUGGAAAAAAAGAUGCAGAAAUUUGUUGUACUUCAAUCGUUUAUGCUACAGAUAAGAAACAUACAAAAGUGGAAUUUCCUGAAGCUCGUAUCUAUGAAGAAAUGCUGAACAUUCUUUUGUAUGAAAAUAAUAAAAACAGUUCAGAAACGGAUAUUAUGUUGGCCACGACCAGCACUAGUGGGAGAAUUUCGGUUAAUAAUAAAAAUGAUGAUAAAAAAGAGGAAACGUAAACUAUGCAAUUGGUACAAAAAUUGGCUCAUUUAUUUUUGUUAUAUUAAU